Melitaea cinxia (Glanville fritillary) is the source of this 498-nucleotide messenger RNA. RefSeq lists its product as uncharacterized. The transcript has 3 exons. The coding region runs from base 7 to 411 and encodes 134 amino acids. NCBI's taxonomy places the organism in Eukaryota, Metazoa, Arthropoda, Insecta, Lepidoptera, Nymphalidae. The record is from RefSeq and is a predicted model, not a curated record.
GUCUCAAUGCCACUGAAAAAACAUCCUUCAGUCUUAGGCGAAUCUUAUCAAAAGGCAAAAUAUCGUUUCUUAUCAUUAGAACACGCUUCAGAACGAGCAUACGGUGCUUGUUUGUAUAUUCGUUCUGUGCAUAAAUCAGGGCUAGUGACUGUGCACCUCUUGACCUCUAAGAAUAGAGUAGCGCCGAUAAAGCCAACGACAAUGCCUCGUCUUGAGCUUUGCGGAGCCUUGCUUGCUGCAAGGUUGUGCGCUAAGAUCUUGAAGCCUCCAGCUCUCAAGCCGGGGAGCAUGUUGCGGACUAACGCAACACCUCGGGCGCGGUGCGCGGCGAGGGACGGAGGGACAGCCCCACCAUCGCAUCGGAGAGAGGACAUCGGCGGCUUGACCUACGACACGUCAGCUACACUUUGAUCCGACGCCUAAGACUAUCAUUAUAUAUUGCUGCAUUCACAUUAUUGUUCCUGAAACGGCUAAUAAACCAGAUAUAUGUAUAUACAG